UGUUGUUUUCUACGGGAUGAAAUCGAGGAACGCGAGGAUUCAUUGAUUGUGUCCCGUCUGACGAGAGUCCGCUUGACAAUAAUCGAGUUUUCACAAAUAGCCACUAGAUGACACUAUAUCAUCGAUACAUCCACGUAUCCGAGAUUGAAAGUCCCAGCGUGGGCGUCUCCGGCCACUGGGCGGGGCUCACCCUGGCCCUGCUGUCCGCCAUCUUGAUUGGCGGCGGCGUCAUUCUCAAGAAGAAAGUGCUUCUCCGGUUGGCCAGCAGGGGGCAAACCAGAGCAGGUGAUGGCGGUCACGGCUACCUGAAGGACCGCUUGUGGUGGACUGGCCUGCUCACAAUGGGCGCUGGAGAGGCCUGUAACUUUGCGGCCUACAUGUUUGCGUCAGCCACGCUGGUGACGCCGCUGGGAGCGCUCAGCGUUCUUUUCAGUGCACUUUUGUCCUCCUACCUACUGGGGGAGCUGUUGAAUGUUGUGGGCAAGCUGGGCUGCGUGCUGUGCAUGCUGGGAAGCGUCCUGCUGGUGAUCCACGCCCCGCAGGAACAGGAAGUGACGUCACUCCAGGAAUUGCGCCGCAUGCUGCUGCAGCCAGGAUGAACGCGGACUAUGAAAAGCUACAAUUCACAUCGCGACAUCCGAUGUCCCAGAAGAGAAGGCACGCAAACUCACCCCAUACACAAGCUCCCCCACCAUGCCGUUCCACAUCUUGGUGCUGGGGUCCCGGGCGCCGUACUUGCCGUCGCCCACCAGCUCCAGGCGCUGCUCGUGGUUGUUCUUCAGCAUCAUGUAG
Messenger RNA from Syngnathoides biaculeatus (alligator pipefish), 792 nucleotides. Its product is annotated as magnesium transporter NIPA3-like. The coding region runs from base 108 to 599 and encodes 163 amino acids. Gene Ontology annotation, cellular component: membrane. Gene Ontology annotation, molecular function: magnesium ion transmembrane transporter activity. NCBI's taxonomy places the organism in Eukaryota, Metazoa, Chordata, Actinopteri, Syngnathiformes, Syngnathidae. The record is from RefSeq and is a predicted model, not a curated record. Gene Ontology annotation, biological process: magnesium ion transport. The transcript is spliced from 8 exons.